Messenger RNA from Camelus dromedarius (Arabian camel), 4450 nucleotides. It is a transcript of the gene B3GNT5, whose product is annotated as UDP-GlcNAc:betaGal beta-1,3-N-acetylglucosaminyltransferase 5. The transcript has 4 exons. The record is from RefSeq and is a predicted model, not a curated record. Gene Ontology annotation, cellular component: Golgi membrane. Lineage: Eukaryota; Metazoa; Chordata; Mammalia; Artiodactyla; Camelidae. Bases 863 to 2008 code for a protein of 381 amino acids.
AACAAACUCGGGUGAGACUCAUCACCUUCACCACCACGCCGGGCUGGUGGCAAAGGGGCAGGCCAGGCUGGGCUUUGGCAGUGACGCCAAGAGGUGCAGCAAGGCUGCGCCAUGGAGUGGGGUGGGGGGGAGCUGCCGCGCCCCCGCCCUCUGCCCGGAGCCCUUGAUUGGGUCCGCGGCGAUCCGCCCGCUCCAGACCGCUCCCCGCGGGGGAAGCGAGCCCAGCCGAGCGUCGGCUGCCCAGCCCCUGCCCAAGAUUUAAAACGCGCAAGUUUUGUUCUUGAGACCAAUGACUUUAGCUCUGAUGCUGGGAGGAGAGCCUACCUGCGAUUUGGGAGAUUAAGGAACUGGCCUUAGACUUGGUCCAGAUUUCAGGCUGCACUGGAACAUUUUCUUACUCUGGUAGGAGAUCUACACUGGAAACAUCUCUGAAGCCCUCUCAGCAUCUCACCUGUGGCCUACUACACAACCUUGCCGGUCAGUGUGUCUACAGAGGGAGCGGAGAGAGUUGGCCAGCCUGGGGAAUUCCUGAAGAGGAAGCACAUGCGGGGGUCUAAUAGGUUGCACUUAACUUUCACAAAAAGGAGCACACGGAAUAGCGGCAGGAGGCCAAUUCCCGAACUAAAUGAAAGAUGUCAGAGUAGGAGCGUUCUGAUGUGCUAGCGUCCUCACGCUCCUGUGUGUUCCAGCCUUUCGCCAUCUCUGAAAAAAUGGUAUUAAAAGGAAAUAUUCUGUAAAAUAAGAAGCUCCUUUUACAUUAGUAAUGACCAACAUGGACGUCUGUUCUAUAGAAGACAAAGCUCUAUGGUCUUGAAGAAGCAGGUGGCCAUUUAAAACUGACUCUAAAUAAAAACAGACCUGAAUGGACAUCAGAAUGUUUGUUAGUGGCAGGAGAGUAAAAAAAUGGCAGUUUAUUCAGUUAUUUGCCACUUGUUUUGUACUAAGCCUCAUGUUCUUUUGGGGACCCAUCAAUAAUAACAUCGUGAGCCAUAUGAAGUCCUACUCUUACAGAUACCUCAAAAAUAGCUAUGAAUUUGUGAAUGAUACCCUGUCUCUUAAGCGCAGUGGGGAAGGGGUUCCUCGCUACCAAUACUUGAUUAACCACAAGGAAAAGUGUCAAGCACAAGAUAUCCUGCUCUUACUGUUAAUAAAGACUGCUCCUGAAAACUACCAUCGACGUUCUGCCAUUAGGGAAACGUGGGGAAACGAGAAGUACGUUCGGUCUCAACUGAAUGCCAACAUCAAAACUCUGUUUGCCUUAGGAACACCUUCUAACCCACAGACAAGAGAAAGACUGCAGAGAAGACUGGUUUGGGAAGACCAGAUGUACAAUGAUAUAAUUCAGCAAGACUUUGCUGAUUCAUUCUAUAAUCUUACUCUUAAAUUCCUUCUGCAGUUCAGUUGGGCAAAUAGCUUUUGUCCACAUGCCAAAUUCCUUAUGACUGCUGAUGAUGACAUAUUUAUUCACAUGCCAAAUCUUAUUGAAUACCUUCAAAGUUUAGAACAAAUUGGUGUUCAAGACCUCUGGAUUGGUCGUGUUCAUCGUGGCGCCCCUCCUGUUAGAGACAAAAGCAGCAAGUACUAUGUCUCCUAUGAAAUGUACCAGUGGCCAGCUUACCCUGACUAUACCGCUGGAGCUGCCUAUGUGAUCUCUGGUGAUGUAGCCGCCAAAGUCUAUGAAGCAUCACAGACACUUAACUCCAGUCUUUACAUAGACGAUGUGUUCAUGGGCCUCUGUGCCAAUAAAAUAGGGCUAGUACCACAACACCAUGUGUUUUUCUCUGGGGAAGGUAAAACUCCUUAUCAUCCCUGCAUUUACGAUAAAAUGAUGACCUCUCACGGGCAUGUAGAAGACCUUCAGGACCUUUGGAAGGAUGCCACAGACCCGAAAGUAAAAACAGUUUCAAAAGGUUUUUGGGGGCAAAUAUACUGCAGAAUAAUUAAGAUAGUUCUCCUUUGCAAAUUGUCCUAUAUGGAUACGUAUCCUUGUAGGGCUGCCUUUGCCUAAUAGUACUUGAAUGUUGUAUGUUUUCACUGUCACUGAGCCAGUCCUGGAUGAAAAACCUUUAAAUGUUUGUCUGUACCAUAAGUGAAAUGAAUACAAAAAACAAAGAAAUAUUUUGAAAGCCCAGUCUAUCAGAAUGUUUCUUUGGUUCUUCUAGGUGCCCUUCAACAUAACUUAUCUACUUCAUUGCCUAAAUUCAUUUCAAGGAACUUACAUUUAGACAAGGUUUAUGAAAACAAAACUAAAGGGAAUUUCAAGUUCUCUGACCCAUAAGUAUAUGUGAGGUGUAGAGAAAUUAUUUAGGUGCCUUUGUGUCAGAAUAACUGUUUUUGGAAAAAUGCCAAGUAAAUGGAUAGUAUAACAUCUCAAAGAAAUGAAUAUAUUAUUUGAUCAGGUAUACAAGUUUAUUUUUAGUAAAGAGCACUUGAUGGAGUUGAUGGGGGCAGGGGAAGAUUGGCAUAGAAGACAGUACAUGAAUCUGAUAAAAGAAAGUCUCCCUUUCUUCAAAGGAGAUUUAGGAAAAUGUACUCAAUUUCUUGAUAAACCACCAUAUCACCCGUUGUCCAGCCAUGUAGCUAUUUUACCUAGACAGUGUUGGAGUCAUUUAAAAUAUAUUUUUUUUUCCAAAGUUUAAUGUGAAAUUUGAAAAGUCAUUAUCUCUACCCUAACUGGUACUUUAUUAUGGGCUUUUAAUUAUUAGAAAAUGACACAAAACACGGGCAGUUUAUUAUCCAAAGGGUCCUUCUCUAGGGAGAAAUUCCUGUUAAUUCAUAUAAGCUAAUUUUAAUUUCAUGAGUUUUUCAACUGGUUUUUAAAUAAUCAAUAUCAGUCUGUUUUUAAGGCAGCUAUUUAAAUGUAGUUUGCAUAGAGGAGUAAAAUAAUGAAGAAUUCAAAAGGAAAGACAGAAGAUUAAAAGCCUCUUUUCUUCAUAAUUUAUAAAAUAAAAUUUUUAAUGUCUAAAUUAUUGUAUUGAUUACUAAAAUUAGCACACCCCUCUGCAAUAAAGUCUCAUAAACUACAGUACUUUGUUCUAAGUUGAGACUUUAAAAUUGAGAGUAUUAAACAUCAAAUCAAAACUAGUGUCUAAAAAAAAAUCUGUUCUUUCAUAAAAAUGACUAUCAGAGGUGAUCCUCAACUUAUAAAUAUUUCAAACUUGAAGCAGAAUGAAAGUGAUAGAAAAGUUACCAGAUAGAGGCUUAAAAAUAUUUGCAAAGCUGCACGUUCCUUGUAAUCAAAGAGAUGUGACUAAGAUCCAAUAGAGCAAGUUAUAUUUAUUUUACAAAGCAGAAUAAAAAUGUGACCAUGAUGCAAACAACCUCCCCUCACAGAAAGAACUAGGUGAAGUGUAUUGUUAGAGAGGUUAUAUGAAGGUCAAAAUUAUGACUUCAGCAAAAGCAGUUGAACGGAUUAUAAAACCUUUGUAUGCAGAGGCGCCUGUUAGGGAAAACUAAGAUGUCUCACUUGGUAAGAUGAUGUCUGAAACACACUAAAUGAAUAAAAAAGAAUUCUCAGUAUACACAACUGGAUGAUGAUAUAUAUAAUUUUUUGCAGGUAGCUUUUUAAUGUUUACAGAAGUUUUUUGUCAAUUUUUUUCUAUUUUGAAAACUGAAGCUUGUUUACAUUGAUUGCUUAGAUAAUUUAGAAUUUUUAACUAAUGUCAAAACUAAGGUGUCAAACAUUCUAGUUUGUAGUUACUUUCAGAGUAGGUUCAGGGUUUUUAGAUCAUUACAGUUCAAAUUUUCUGACCAAUUUUAAAAACUGUAGAGAACAAAAAGCAUAUUUUGACAAAGUAGGUUUGUAAUUAAUUUUUAUUCAUUGGUGUUUUAAUAAUCAUUUGCCUUUUGGCCGUAUAUAUGCCCUGUGUAUCUAUACUUGUAACUGUUUAAAUUUUCCAUUGGUUGAAAACACCAGUGUCUCUUUCCGGCUAUCAAAACGAUCUUGUUUACAGCAAUACUUUGGCGAAACAAUUAUUUAUUUGUGAAAGUGCUCACCUCAGUUGUGUUCAUUUUGCUUAAAAUAGAAUGAAACAUUUACAUUUAAAGGAAAUAUGAAGGCACUUCCUUUUUUAAUAAGAAGGAAAUUGCUAGAUGCUUCCUUCAUCAGACUUAAAGUACUGAGAAGAAUAAUUGUAAAUAAAGGAUUCCAACCUUUUAAAAAGGAAGGAAAAAACUUUUUGGUGCUCCAAUGCAAGGCUGUCUUUUAAAUAUUGUCAACAAAGGGAAAAUACACUAUCAGCCUGGACGGUCACUUGAUGGUUGUACACAGUGUUAUUGCUAAAAACUUUUUACCUCUUGAUUGGUUUGCAUCUUUUUUCCAUAUUAUUAAUUUUAUACCAAAAUGUUGAAUAUUUAUAUUAUUUCAGUUUUGCUGUUGUAUAGCAAAAUAAUUAGUGGGUUUUUAAAAAAUAAAUUUAUGAUUUCCAAUAAACAACUUGAAAAUUGUCAA